Molecule: messenger RNA, 6208 nt
Organism: Podarcis muralis (Common wall lizard)
Lineage: Eukaryota; Metazoa; Chordata; Lepidosauria; Squamata; Lacertidae
Source: RefSeq, a predicted model, not a curated record
CCGCUCCGGUAAGGGAAGAGUGGAGGGAGGGGGGGGCGGGUGAAGAAUUGUUGUGGGAGUUUAAAGGAGAAGAGUCCAGCGAGGGGAGGAGCCUAGUUUUGUUUCUUAAUUUUUUUAAAAAAAAAUCAAAGACUAAGCUGAAAGAUGGAACAGAAUAUAUCGGAGAAAAAACCAGCCAUCGCCCAGACUGCAGACUUCGAUGUAAUGGGUGCCUUAGACUGGAAAGACGGCAUUGCCACCUUGCCGGGUAGCAACAUACAAUUUCGUUUAACUGAGUUUGGGACACUGGAAAUAAUUACAGAAGUUGAAGCAAAGGCUACAAAAGCUCUCUCUGCAUCAUCAAUCAAUACCAGUUCAGCCCUUAACUUGUCUACCUCUUCUGUGCCCAACACCAUAACUGCUUGUGGUACUGAAGUGUCCAAGGACAAUAUUCCCAGAUCUGAACUCCAAACCUGUGAAAAUAACAGACACCCUGGGAAAAUGGACUGCUUUGAGAAUUCCCGUCAGGAACCUAGAGACAGAGUCUCUAAGGACAUCCCAGCUGACUUUGGGAAACAGACAAGUAGCAGCCAGAUGUAUGAAACAGACAGACCUUCCAAGCGCCUACGAAAAAAGAGGAAGUUGCUUUUGGAUUCUGAAGAUGAAGAAGAAAAUGCAGAUGAUGAUGAGGAAAAGAAUAAAUUGAAUUUGAAAAACCGCAAGAAUGCUAAACCAGUAAAGCAAGUUACUCCUGGAAAGAAGCAUGUGUGGAACUGGCUGUCAUACUUAGAAGAAGAAAAAAUGGCACCUGCUCCACUAAAACUCUUCAAAGAGUCUCAGUCCUUUCCACAAAACAAAAAUGGAUUUAAAGUUGGAAUGAAGCUAGAGGGCCUAGAUCCUGAACACCCAUCCUUAUUUUGUGUUCUUUCUGUUGCCGAGGUGCAAGGGUACAGAGUGAGAUUGCAUUUCGAUGGUUAUUCUGAGUGUUAUGACAUCUGGGUUAAUGCGGAUUCUCCAGAAAUCCACCCUGUUGGAUGGUGUGAAAAAACAGGUCACAAGCUGCUUCCUCCUAAAGGUUACAAGGAAGGGGAAUUUAAUUGGACAUCAUAUUUGAAGAACUGCAAAGCUCAAGCUGCCCCCAAAGCUCUUUUCAGAGCCCUGAGCACACCAGUCACACCUUCUGGUUUUCGAGUGGGAAUGAAGUUGGAGGCCGUAGACAAAAAGAAUCCUUCUUUAAUGUGUGUAGCAACCAUUGCAGACAUGUUGGAUAAUCGGCUGCUAAUUCAUUUUGACAACUGGGAUGAAAGUUAUGACUACUGGUGUGAUGCUAGUAGCCCUUAUAUUCGACCUGUUGGUUACUGUCAAGAAACUGGAACUCCCCUUACAACACCAGCUGAAUACAAGGAUUUCAAAAGCUUCUCAUGGGAGAAAUACUUGGAGGAAACUGGUUCUCAGGCAGCCCCAGCAAGAGCUUUUAAACUGCGCCCAGCUCAUGGAUUCCAGCCUAACAUGAAACUAGAAGCUGUAGACAAGAGAAAUCCCAUGUUAAUUAGAGUGGCAACCAUAAUUGAAAAAGAUGACCAUCGUGUCAAGAUACACUUUGAUGGCUGGGACCACAGUUUUGAUUUUUGGGUUGAUGCUGACAGUCCAGACAUUCACCCCAUGGGCUGGUGUGCAAAAACUGGACAUGCCUUGCAACUCCCACCAGGGACUGCGGACCCAUCAGGGGCAGUAGGACAGGGAUGCCCUACUCCUGGUUGUCAGGGAUUGGGUCAUGUCAGGGGACCCAGAUAUGGAACGCAUUACACGUACGUGUGCCCAAGAGUUAUGGGAUUAGUUGGCUGCCCAUAUUCUGAAAUCAAUCGCAGCAGGGAGAGUUCUUUACAAGAUCGUCUUGGUGGAGAAAAACCUUCACCCAGUGCUAUUGUUCAGAAGCCCAAGAAACCUGAGACUUCUGCAAGACUUACAGACCUUCAGGAAGACUCUCCACAGUCCAGUAGAAAAUCAUCCACACAAGAUGGGGAGAGAUCAGGACGGAGCAGUGUCCACAGUCUUUCUGAGCAGUCUGAGACCAGCCAAGAGAAGGACUCAGUGGAAGGGGAAUCGUCUGCUGUUACUAAAAUCAAAUCAAAAGGGAUUGGUUGCUCACGUAGCUAUAUACAGCUCCAGCUAGUGAAGCAGGAGGCUGAUGGAAGAGACACAGCAUUUGCUCUGCAGCAGGCCCUCCACCAGUCUGUCUUCAUGCCUUCCCUUUCUGCAAACCCUACCCACCGCCUCCAUCUCUGCUGGGAGCAACACUGCAAGCUGCUGCCGGAGGUCUCUGGCCUCACCGCCAAGAAUGUGGCCAAAUGGAGUGUUGAAGAGGUGGCUGGAUUUGUCCAGCGUCUUCCUGGUUGCAAGGAUCAGGCUGCUCUCUUCCGACAAGAGGUAAUCCAGUGCUGUCUAUGUAAUGUGAAUGGCAGGCUACAUCAUCUUGCUAUCUGUUCCAUUUGGAUAAUUUGUGGCACUUGGAGGGGGAUAUUGAAAAGAAGAAAAAUCAAAACAAUGCACCAAAAUCACUCAACCUUCUCUAGAGGAAUACAGGACACGGAGAAUAACAACCAAAAUAGAAAUACAAUGAGCCUGGCCCAUGAAAUAGUCUUGGCUGAGAUAUUAUCUUCAGAGUUACAGGAAGAAACCCGAAACUCCCAGAAACCCCAGACUUCAUCUAUGGGCUCCCAGACGGAAAACAAUGACUGCUAUCCUCAGGACUGGCUGCUCUCUAUAAAUCUGGAUCUGGCAGCUAUGAAAAAAUACUUAACAAUAACAAAUGGGCUGCUCCUGACAUUAGUGGAAAAUUAUCCCCUCCAAGCUAAAGGCUCAGAACUUCAUGGUGUUGAUCCACAAACCACCCCUCAAGAGCCAGAAUAUACAAAGCAACCAGCAACCAGCAAGUGCACACAAGGAUCAGCAGCGGAAAAUCAUCUACACCAAGGAAAGGACAUAGGGCUGUAUGUAUCUGUCCCUAAAACUGAAUUUCCUAUCGAAGUAAAUCAAAAGAAGCGAGGCAUUAGUAAGAGAUCCCAUAAGAAGAAAGCUGAAACCAAAAAGAAAAAUUUGCAAUGUGUUCCUUUACAGCGCCCAGCUCAUGGAUUCCAGCCUAACAUGAAACUAGAAGCUGUAGACAAGAGAAAUCCCAUGUUAAUUAGAGUGGCAACCAUAAUUGAAAAAGAUGACCAUCGUGUCAAGAUACACUUUGAUGGCUGGGACCACAGUUUUGAUUUUUGGGUUGAUGCUGACAGUCCAGACAUUCACCCCAUGGGCUGGUGUGCAAAAACUGGACAUGCCUUGCAACUCCCACCAGGGACUGCGGACCCAUCAGGGGCAGUAGGACAGGGAUGCCCUACUCCUGGUUGUCAGGGAUUGGGUCAUGUCAGGGGACCCAGAUAUGGAACGCAUUACACGUACGUGUGCCCAAGAGUUAUGGGAUUAGUUGGCUGCCCAUAUUCUGAAAUCAAUCGCAGCAGGGAGAGUUCUUUACAAGAUCGUCUUGGUGGAGAAAAACCUUCACCCAGUGCUAUUGUUCAGAAGCCCAAGAAACCUGAGACUUCUGCAAGACUUACAGACCUUCAGGAAGACUCUCCACAGUCCAGUAGAAAAUCAUCCACACAAGAUGGGGAGAGAUCAGGACGGAGCAGUGUCCACAGUCUUUCUGAGCAGUCUGAGACCAGCCAAGAGAAGGACUCAGUGGAAGGGGAAUCGUCUGCUGUUACUAAAAUCAAAUCAAAAGGGAUUGGUUGCUCACGUAGCUAUAUACAGCUCCAGCUAGUGAAGCAGGAGGCUGAUGGAAGAGACACAGCAUUUGCUCUGCAGCAGGCCCUCCACCAGUCUGUCUUCAUGCCUUCCCUUUCUGCAAACCCUACCCACCGCCUCCAUCUCUGCUGGGAGCAACACUGCAAGCUGCUGCCGGAGGUCUCUGGCCUCACCGCCAAGAAUGUGGCCAAAUGGAGUGUUGAAGAGGUGGCUGGAUUUGUCCAGCGUCUUCCUGGUUGCAAGGAUCAGGCUGCUCUCUUCCGACAAGAGCAGAUCGAUGGUGAAGCCUUCCUUCUCCUGAACCAGUCAGACAUUGUUAAAAUUCUGAGUAUCAAGCUGGGGCCAGCACUUAAAAUAUACAAUGCCAUCCUCAUGUUCAAGACUGCAGAAGAAGACUGAAGCAGCCCCUCCAGGACCAGUCUGAGCCAGGAGAUCAGAGCUGGGAAAGGCCUUCAAAGAACAACUCAGCAGCAGAGAUCCAUGUUACUGAAUAUUGAGCAGGUCGGGACCUUGGAAAGGCAGUGGUCUAAUUGCAUUUCAGACUCUGGAACCUGCUGAAAGGAUCCCAAAGAAGUACAAUCCCUUCUGCCACUUGGAAUGGAUUUAGUGGCUUCCCUUCUAGGAAGAGAUUAUUAAUUGUGUGUUUUUUUCUAAUUGAAUAUGGGUAUGGUUAAAGUGAUCUUUUGUGAAGAUCUUGAUGAUGCCUCCAGUUAUAAGAGGAAUCCCGGGUAUUGCUAUUGGUGGGGAGCCAAACUGACUAACCUGUUGAUAGUGCCUAAAAGAGAAUCCAAGUUAUCACUGACGUCCAUGACGACUUCUUUGUGUGCAGAACUUGGGGAUAGGCUUUAAGGGAACAAGGAAAGAGACAGAUUCUUCAAAGCACUGCUGUUGAAAUCCUCAUCAAACACCUGUGCUUUUUCCAAACUAGUUUUGAAUUUUUAUUCUCUUUCAGCUAUUCAAGCACUGGCAAUUAUUAUUUUGGUCUAGCAGGAUUUGGCAGGGAGUAAGGAGUGCCAGGAAUGAAGUCUGACUCCAUACCAUUGAUUAUCAAGCUAUUAUACCUGCACUUCAAGCUGUGCAAUUGCAGAGGUUAUGAGAUGAAAUGAAGAUAGGUCUAAUAAAGGCUAUGGGGAGAUUCCAACAAAAGAUAAGUCAAUCACUUGGGUGGAGGGCUCCCCUAAUUGAACUGUAGGAAAACCUCUGGAGAGUCAUAACGAAACUACUAGAGUAUGUUUUAAAUGUUUCCAUCUCCCUGUGGUUCAGUGCAAGGAAAGUUUAGGGAUGCCACAUCCCUCUCUGUAGUGAUCUUUCUGAGGCAAGAAUUGUUGGAAAGAAUCUGGAAUCCCCACUCUGAAGCAUUUUGUUUUGAAAGCACAGCGGGUUAAUAAACAGGAGUACCACAGGUGGUGUGGACCACUUAAGCACAAAGGAGCCAAACGUACAAGCUACUAAGGACUGCUGCCUCGCAUCCUCCAUUCAGUUCAGUAGUAGUCUUAGAUUUUAGAAUGAUAUCUGCAUGCUUUGCUGUACAGCAGACCAAUCUCUGGGAGCUUUUGUUGAAAUGCACAGGACCAUAUGGGCAGAUGAAAAAAUAAGUGGGGGGUGGGUGGGAUGCAAGGUGCCAAAAGAGAGCAAUUUUACACAGAUCUUCACUGGGGAAGGCAAAUUCUGAAAAUGAGCUCAGUUUGUCUAUGGAGACAUUGCCUUUACACCUGCAGCAGGCCAUGUAGUCCAUAUUUCUGUUUCUGUCCCCUAAUUAGCAGUCCACACUGUACAAUAAUAUUGGUAAUGUAGGCAGUCAUUCUCACUUCUUCAACCCCUGCCCCAUCAAAAUACAGUAUAACUUGGGAAGGGCACAUGCUCUAAUGUUCCUCCCUUCAGAUGUGGAAGAGCUUAUGAACCCUCUCAUAUAACUCCUCUCUCUCUCUCUUGCAUGCACAUCAAAGUUACCCCUCAUUCACUGCCCUGGUGUUUAGCAGACAAUAGAAUCCCUUGGACUAGUGUCUCAUCUAAAGCAAGCCAAGCCUUCUGUUUAUUUAAUGUGAAGCCAUUUUUAGGGUUGAUAACUGUUUAAACUUGAGGGAGUAAAAGGGAACUUCUGUAUAGCAUAGCAAGGAUACUGCUCUGUUGUUAGUGUCUUACAUCGUUGACAUGAAGAAUGUGAGCUGGCAAAGGAUGCUCUUUCUGUUGGUCAGUGGUGAUAUGUCUUUCUCUCCUUCUAACUUACCUUAUAAGCAAAUGUGUGACAUUUCUGUGAAGAAUGGUGUCAAGCUUUCCGUUACAUCCACUUCACAUACAUCUCUCUCCACUUUUGAUCUCCCAACUAUUUAAGAGUCUCUGUAACCUUCCUAAAGUCAAGAUGACAUAAGACUUGUAAAUAGUCCACAAUCCAGGCUGCUGAGUCUGAACAGUAUUUAAUAAAUCUGCAGAGGCAAUA